Messenger RNA from Macadamia integrifolia, 1661 nucleotides. Its product is annotated as rRNA-processing protein EFG1. Gene Ontology annotation, cellular component: preribosome, small subunit precursor; nucleolus. The record is from RefSeq and is a predicted model, not a curated record. Gene Ontology annotation, biological process: maturation of SSU-rRNA from tricistronic rRNA transcript (SSU-rRNA, 5.8S rRNA, LSU-rRNA). The transcript has 8 exons. Lineage: Eukaryota; Viridiplantae; Streptophyta; Magnoliopsida; Proteales; Proteaceae. Bases 228 to 1238 code for a protein of 336 amino acids.
UACAGCCCAUUUCAGAUUCUCAUUCUCCUUUUAAAAUUGUCGUUAUCAAGGUUCGAAGUUGCAGGGCCAGCGAGUGGAGUAGUGAACGCCUGGACGGGAUAUAAUUGCCUUUAACUUCUUCCGUUUCCGCGGGCUCCUCUUCUUUCUGUUCUUUGUAGGGCACUCACUGGUCACUCUAAGAAACCCUAGGAAAACUUACAGGAGCGCCCCUGCCCUUCUCAGAAAACAUGGCCCAUGGCGGCUAUGGCAAGCGGAGAGUUGCCGAACGGAAACCCUCUAGUCGUCGAUCGAAGGGGUUAGGUGUCGAGAAGAAGCCGAAAUCCGUAUCUCUCAAGAACCAGAUGCGAUCGACGGAGCGAAUGCUACGCAAGGAUCUUCCUCCGGCGAUCAGAGAGGCUCAAGAGAAGAAGUUGGAACAGCUCAAGAAGCAACAAGAGAUACAAAAUCGCUUGGCUGUGGAGCGUAAAAUAUUUCUGCGGGACAGAAAGAUUAAGUUUUUUGAAAGAAGAAAGAUUGAGAGGAGAAUAAGGCGAUUGGAGAAACUCCAGCGUGCUGCAUCUGAUCACAACCAGGAGGCAGACGCCGCUGAGCAACUAUCCAAAUUGAAGGAAGAUCUUGAAUAUGUUAGGUUCUUUCCCAAAACUGAGAAAUAUGUUUCUCUAUUCAUCGGAGGCAAUGAUGCAGACAUGGUUGAUCGGAGAAACAGAUUGCGCAAGCAGAUUAAAGCCAAUAUCAUGGCUGCAGUAGCUAGCGGAAAGGACUUAGAAGAAACUGGGAGUGAGGAUGAUGGCCUUUUGGAUAUGAGUGAAGAUGAUUUCUUUUUGACUGGAAGCUCAAGUGAUGAAGCGGAUGCGGAUGAUGAAUGGACAGAUAAGAGUACGAGAGAGCAAGCUUCAAGUGCUUCUGGGAAAGCAACAUCUGGCAUGUCUAGUGAUGAAAAGAAUCAGAAACAUAUGACAGCUCGAGUUCUAAUGCCUCCUCCUCGGCCAUCAACCAAUUCAUUUAGAAGUAAAAGUCAUGCUCAAACAAUGGGUGGAAGCUCAUCGAGCCUGAAACCAUCCAUAGAGAAAGUUGCGGUGUCUACAUCAAGCAACACAUCUCAUAGCAGGAGUGGCGUCUCCUCCAAAAGCUGGGGAUCCUCCAAUGCCCGGACGGGUAAUAGUAGUAAUCUAAGUUCCAAUUCUGAUGCUCACAAACCCCGAAGAAAAAGGAGGCCAAAAAAGAAGAAACAAGCUUGAGUAAUAAACUGCAGGUACGAGUGAGGGGCACUGUAUGAGCAAUUUGAGCCUCCUGGUGUCAUGUAACCUCACUUUUGACCGAUUUGACCAGUUCCUCUUAUGAUUGUACUAUAUUCAAUCAUAUAAUUCCAUUCUAACCAUCAGAUUCUUCUUUCUUUUCCUCUGAUCAGAGAAACAGAUGGCCUGCAUUUACUUGUUUCUAUAAUCGGCAUUAGCUUUCAGCCUUUCAUGGUGCUCAGUCGAAAGUAUAUUUAUUCCUGUAAUUUUGUUAGGCGCUUCUAAUUAUCUACAUCAAUAAAUUAUCAACCUUGUGUUAUUUUCGGUCCCCAUGAUGUUUUUAGGAGUUGGAAGGAAGAGAUGGUUGUAAGCAUAGAAGGUGAAUCCCUGUAUCAAAAUUUCAAUUCCAUGGAUAUAUUUUGAUUG